Molecule: messenger RNA, 940 nt
Organism: Triticum aestivum (bread wheat)
Lineage: Eukaryota; Viridiplantae; Streptophyta; Magnoliopsida; Poales; Poaceae
Product: keratin-associated protein 5-4-like
Exons: 1
Coding region: 122-742 (206 amino acids)
Source: RefSeq, a predicted model, not a curated record
AUAUCUUUUCUUGAGACAUUCUCUUGAUCCACAUAUCUACCUACCUCUCUAGCUAGGCAUUCUCUUGAUCCACAUAUUUACCUACCUCUCUAGCUAGAAACAAAGCUUGCUCUCGGCAACAAUGGCUGCAGGUGGAGCUUCUCUUAUUGGUGCUGCUGUUUUCUCCGUGCUGAUCAUGUCUUCCCUGGGGGAUCCGAUGCCUUUAUGCAGCGACUGCGAGACACUGUGCCGUACCAACUGCACCGCGGAGGCUGAAGCCAAUUGCGCCAAUUACUGCAACAACACCCAAGCAACAGCAGGGCACUGCGAAGGUUGCAUGGGCGCCUACUUCGGCCAGCACUGCAAUCCCGAGUGUCUUAAGAAUUGCAGCAACGGCUGCAAGAGGAAGGUGCUUCCGACGCCUUUAUGCAGCGACUGCGACACGGUAUGCAGUACCAAGUGCGACGAGGAGCUUCAAACCACCUGCAGCGAAUACUGCGACUUCAGCCGCAGCGGUCUGGCGGACUGCCAGCGUCAGCUCUUCAAGCGGUGCAAUGCAGAGGGUACCUGCUGCAGUAGCGACGGCACAUGCACUUGUGACUGCGAGACCGAAGCUCGAAAGCAGUGCGUGGGCGUCAGCGACAACUCCAAUAAUUGCGAAGUUUGCAAGCGCAGCCAGUUCGACCAGGACUGCCAUCCCACCUGUAACACCGACUGCAAUAGCAACUGCAAGAAGGAGAAAGGGUGCCGCGGGCACGCAUAGGGAAAACAUGUAACUGGGGGCCCUGCAUUGCGUAGGAAAUAACAUGGCUCCUUGUAGUCGUGCGUAGAUUUCGAUUUCUGUAAACGCCACGACCUGGUUUUGUGGGAUGGCACAGGAGGAGUAUGGGUGGUGGCGCAUCACCCCCAGCUUUUGGCCGAGGAUUUAUAUUCUGUAUUUCUGUUUAUGUUUUCUGAACAA